CGCGCCGACGCCGUCUCUGCGCGCCGUAGUCGGCCUGGGAAAAUGGCUGAGGUAGGACCCAAGUCGGUGCUAUUCGUGUGUCUGGGUAACAUUUGCCGGUCACCUAUUGCAGAAGCAGUUUUCAGAAAACUAGUAACUGAUGCAAAUGUUUCAGAUAACUGGAGGAUAGACAGUGCGGCUACAUCCACCUAUGAAGUGGGGAACCCCCCUGACUAUCGAGGGCAGAGCUGCAUGAGGAAGCAUGGCAUCCCUAUGAAUCACAUUGCCCGGCAGGUUACCAAAGAAGACUUUGCCACAUUUGAUUAUAUACUGUGUAUGGAUCAAAGCAAUCUGAGAGAUUUGAAUAGAAAAAGUAAUCAAGUUAAAAACUGCAAAGCUAAAAUUGAGCUACUUGGAAGCUAUGAUCCACAGAAACAAAUCACUAUUGAAGAUCCCUAUUAUGGCAACGACUCAGACUUCGAGCUGGUGUACCAGCAGUGCCUCAGGUGCUGCCAGGCCUUCCUGGAGAAGUCCUCCUAGCUGAAUCUUUCCUCGGCAGCUGGCAACUCUCCCACUAGUCUUGUGCCCUAAGGAUGGUAGUGUUCCUAAGCCCUGGACCCCAUAUGUCUCUUCAGCUGAUUUAUUGUUUAUCUUAGAAAUAAUUGUAAGUGGGAAUUAGUUGUAUUUGCAGAAGAAUAAAAAUGUUUGAGUCAGUCUGAGGUACAGCAUUCUUAGACAAGUUGAACCUCUCUCUCACUUUCCCAAAUUACAAAAUAGUAAAACUAGCAAAUAUUGAACACAAUAAAGAAGGAAUGGCCUGCAGGCCCAGGCCAGCCUCUGAACCCAGCAAGACCUGGGUAGUGUAGUCUACCUAAAGUGGGGCAUGGCCAGCCCAGACAGUGCCCUCUGCUUGCCUUAUACCUCUCCUGGGCUUUUAACAGUCAGUCAUAGCAGCCCUAUCUAUAGCAGCUAUCAGCUUAACGUUAGAAAAGUUUUAGCUCAGACACUCAGGGUGCACACUUGUAUAUUCAAAAGAAAAGGGAUAUUGGGUGUGGUAGGGCAUGCCUACAAUUCCAGCACUGGGGAAGAUGAGGCAGGAGGAUCAUGAAUUAGUUAUAGGCCACCCUGGGCUAUGUAGUGAGAACCUGUCUCAAAAAUGAAAGAAGGAGCUAAAGAUGUAGAAUUAUUAGUCUUUAGCACCCUUAAUUUCCUCAGCUUACUUGUUCCCAUCUUAUCCAACUUUGCUCUAAAACUGGAAUGACUUCCAAAAAGGACAACUGUGUUUUAUCUGUGGUUAGAAGGACAUGUGUAUUAUGUGCACAUUAACACACAUAAUGUACAUAAGUUGGCUUCCGUAUGAAAAAGUAGUUUAAAAGUUGGAAAAAGUCCCAUUAUGUUAAAGUGCUUAAAUACUGACAACAUUCUUAAGCAUCUUUUCAUCAGCUAAAAAGCUGCAGGCAAGCAUAGGUAAUUUCAGUGCACUUAACAUAGCUGACCUCAAAUUCAUGUGGAUAUAUGUCAGGGAAGAUUGCUUUUUCAAUAAACUGGGUGUUAUAAAUACAA
Messenger RNA from Jaculus jaculus (lesser Egyptian jerboa), 1542 nucleotides. It is a transcript of the gene Acp1, whose product is annotated as acid phosphatase 1. The record is from RefSeq and is a predicted model, not a curated record. Lineage: Eukaryota; Metazoa; Chordata; Mammalia; Rodentia; Dipodidae. Gene Ontology annotation, biological process: protein dephosphorylation. Bases 43 to 519 code for a protein of 158 amino acids. The transcript is spliced from 6 exons. Gene Ontology annotation, molecular function: non-membrane spanning protein tyrosine phosphatase activity; acid phosphatase activity. Gene Ontology annotation, cellular component: cytoplasm.